Ilex paraguariensis (yerba mate) is the source of this 775-nucleotide messenger RNA. NCBI's taxonomy places the organism in Eukaryota, Viridiplantae, Streptophyta, Magnoliopsida, Aquifoliales, Aquifoliaceae. The record is from the annotation of a GenBank genome assembly.
CUCCCUCUCUCUCUCUCUCUCUUUCAGUUUCUCUCUAUCUCUCCCUCUUAUUCCUAUUUGUUUUCCUUUAAUUUCCAUCAAUCAAACCUUGCCAUAGCCACCACCUCCACCAGAGAGACAGACAGAGGGUUGGUGAGGAAAAGACUAUGAGAUGGUGGGACUGAGUGUAGUGCUUGAAGCCCAAAAUUUUAAUGGCAAACUAACUCCACAAGUUAUCAAUAAAGCCACUAUGAUCAAACCCUCUUCUCCUAGUGCUCCUCCCUCUCCCUCCACAUCUUGCCGAAAUAAUUUUCCGGCAACUAGCUUUCUUGACCAUUGUUUUCUCUGCAAACAGAAACUCUUGCCUGGCAAAGACAUCUACAUGUACAAAGGGGACAAAGCUUUUUGCAGUGUGGAGUGCAGGUGCAGGCAAAUGUUCAUGGACGAAGAAGAGACGUUCAAGACUAAGAAUAAGAGAGAAAACUGCUCAUUGGCCGCCAUGAAACCACCACCCACCUCAUCAUCAUCUUCUUCACCUUCUCCAUCUCCUUCUUCUUCACGUAGUCGCAGGGGGGCCAGAAAAGGUGGAAAUGGGUUUGCGUGCUGAGUUUAGUUUGGAGAAUCUUUUCCAGCUUUGCCCUUCUCAUAUUUUGUAAUGACUUUGAUGUCCUUUUCUUUUUCUUUUUGUUUCCUGGUAUGAAGGCAGUAGCUUUCAUUACAGCCCAUGGAUUGUGUCCCGUUGUCAGGAAACCAUUGGUUUUGGCCUUUAAAACUGCGGGCUGUGUCAGUUGAAGGG